This is a messenger RNA of Mercenaria mercenaria, 1347 nucleotides long. RefSeq lists its product as uncharacterized. The transcript is spliced from 4 exons. The coding region runs from base 3 to 1286 and encodes 427 amino acids. The record is from RefSeq and is a predicted model, not a curated record. NCBI's taxonomy places the organism in Eukaryota, Metazoa, Mollusca, Bivalvia, Venerida, Veneridae.
UCAUGCUCGGAAUACAAGGCAAGGACAAAUAUGGCACUUUUUUCCGGCGCAUUACUGUAAUCAAGCCAAUAGCUCUCAUUAUUUCGGUACCGUCAUAUACAGGUGUAAAAUUGUAUGAGAAUACGAAGAUGGAUAUACCAUUUUCUGUACUAAAUAAGUUGUCGACAGAUCAAGAUAUUGAUGUUAGAAUUCGGGACACCCAGGGCUUUGCUGAAGCACCGACAAUCAUUUCUUUUACGCUUAAACCUGGUAAAAACUUCACUGGGAAGUUCGUGAUCAGAGGUGGAAUAUCAGGAAUAACAACAACAGUUACAAUCACAGCUAAACCAUAUCUCGGACAUGGACAAGUUCUACAUGGACCAUCCGAAGUGAGGCAAUUCACAGUGGAAAGACAUAUCACCAAUAUCUCUACAUCAACAACUACAAUUACACCGGCAGCAAUUGAUUUUAAAUCAGCUUCUUUAACAACUGCUGGAGUAAUACCGUCCAGUUCAUUGUUAUCGACUGGUGUAAAAUCAACACCUCCCUCAAUUGUUGGAAUAACAACAUCCAGUGUAACAUCAUCGACCAGCGUCAAAUCAAUAUCUUCAUCAACGGUUGCAGGUACCACUCCUAGCACAGCACCAUUGACUAGUUUUAAAUCAAACUAUCCUGUAACUAUUGCGGGGACAACGUCUAGAACUAAAUCCCUGUCUAGUGCCAAAGCAAUACCUUCAACAGCUACUGCAGUAACCACCACUACCGCUUCACCUUCAACAGAUGCUGCUGCAGUAACCACCACUACCGCUUCACCUUCAACGGCUGCUGCAGUAACCACCACUACCGCUUCACCUUCAACAGCUGCUGCAGUAACCACCACUACCGCUUCACCUUCAACAGCUGCUGCAGUAACCACCACUACCGCUUCACCUUCAACAGCUGCUGCAGUAACCACCACUACCGCUUCACCUUCAACAGCUGCUGCAGUAACCACCACUACCGCUUCACCUUCAACAGCUGCUGCAGUAACCACCACUACCGCUUCUACCAUUUCAUCUUCAGUUCAAUCCGUUUCAUCAAGUUCCACGAGGAAACAUCCACCAACUUUAUCUUCAGCCGUUACUUCAUACCCAAACAGCGAAACGACAUCUGUAAUACCAAGCACAGGCAAGGACAACAAAGGCGACUUCUUGGCUAUAAUUUCUGCUAUAGUAUUCAAAAAUAAUAUGAAAAUAGGACAAAGUGGUGCUGGGUUCAGGAAGAAAUAUAUCACAUUUUCUGAACAUAUUGAUGUUGCUUGGCCUUGAAACAAUUUUGUAUUAUACGAAUGAUGAACAUUUUUUUUAAUUAUCACUGUUUUUUUCUAAA